AAACUCGUCAACAGCGGCCGCCAUUUUACGUUAGCUAACGUUAGCCGAUGCUCGUGCGGUAACGGAGGAUCUCGCGAUCGGUUUUCCCGUGCGAAUUUCUGUGGCGAGCGCGGCGGCCGCGACCGUGCCGAGACCCGCGAUCGCGUUCGCUUGCUCGCGUCCCGAUAUCGCGCGCGAGUGCACGGGGAUAAACGCUCAUUUCCCGCGAUCGUUCGCGCGCCCCGUGUGUCGCAGUGUGCCGUGGCGAAAGAGAAGAGGAGAGGAAGAUGGUACCAGAGGGCCUCGGGAGCGACAUCGUCGCCGUGAGCUAGCGCCGUGCGCGCAGCCAGUCGUUUAGCGAGUCGUCGUGCAGCGAGCACGUACGACCGCGACGAUAUACAGUACGAUUGUUGUAUUUUACGAGGAUAGACAAGUGAUUCGACGAGGGUGAGCGAGAGCGCGAGAGAGCGCGAGAGAGACAGCGCGCGGCGAGCCGAGAGCGAGAGUGAGAGCGAGAGCGCGGAGAGAUAUUCGGUGGUGCGUCGUCGGAGUCGCCAAGCGGAGUCGAGGUGAAUCGAGUCGUGACGAGGGGGAGAGACGGAGAGGGUCCCUCAGGUCGUCCGAGAGAGACUCCGAGUCGUCGUCGCCGCCGCCGCCGCGCACUCGUCCAUCCGUCCGACUCUCUUGGCGCACGGUGAAGCGGCAGCCGCGGCGGAGUCGCGACGACUCGCCGUCGUCGUCGUCGUCAUCGUCAUCGUCAUCGUCAUCGUCUAUCGUCCCGCCGAGCGCCGUCACCGUCGCCUACGUCCUCGUUCCUCUUGUUUCCAACGCGCGUUGAUCUGUCGUUUCGUCCCGCCGGCGACGCGGCGCGGCGGCAGUCCUCCCGUCGUCGUUCGCCGGAGAGAAGAAGCGCGUGAGAGAGUGACGGAGAUUGGCAGCAGCAGUAGCAUCAGACAUUAUUCGUCGUCGUCGCCGUCGUUGUCGUCGUCGUCGUCGCCGUCGUCGUCGUCGUCGUCGUCGUCGUCGCGACAGUGCUGGUGGUGCUAUUGCCGUUGCUGCUACUAUUACUGGUGGUGGUGCUGGUGGUGGUGUUUGUUGGUGGUGUCGUCACGUUACACCGCGCGUGUGUUUCGUACCUGUUUGCCUGCCCGUGCGCUUGCCGCGGGCUCUGACGCCGGGGGUUUCAAGUACCCCGAACCCCACGAUGCCCAAUGGUUGACCGUGCACCGCAGGAUGCUACACGGGGACGCUCCACGCGCCGCGGCUCUCAUUGUUAUUGUUACGCGAGCGAGUACGACUGCGGUACGGUGAAAUUGUUACGCGGUUCGGCCGACGGCAGGGGGGAAGUGGUAGUUGUAUCAUUAUCAUCGGCAUCAUUGUCAUCGGCGGUACAAUUGAUAACGACAACGGCAACGAGGAGUGCAGCAACGGCGCCAGCCAGGCCGACCAGGACCACGGUGGCGACGGUGGUCUUCUAGUUCUAGUAGAGGAGACAGGCCGAGACCCGGAGCAGCUACCCACGGUGGUGCCGUUUGUCGUCGUCGUCGUCGUCGUCGUCGUCUACGCGCGUGCACGGCCGGACGCGGUCGUGGUGCUACCUGUGUGUGUGUGUGUGCGUGCGCGCGCGUGCUCGCUCGCUCGCUCGCUCGCGCGCGCGCUGGUGGUCGAGAGGGAUCAGCGAGAGACGGGCGCCAGUGGGAAGGAAGAGCGAGAGCGAGAGGUUAGGUUAUUACGGAAGAAAGAUAACAGCCGCGCGGAGGAGCCAUGGCCGACCACCUGGUGGACGGCCCUCCGCCGAAGCGGCAGAAACUCGACCCGUUCCAGGGGACGUCGGAUUCGACGGUAGUGGGUAUGCCGCCUUUAUUGAUGCACCAUGCUUAUACGAACUACGGGGGAGGUGGCAGUGGUAACAUGCAACAAAUUCAGGCUCCACCACAACAGCUUCAUCUGCAACAGCAUCAACUGCAGCACUGGAACAACAAUACUACCGUCCAGAAAAGAAAUUACAUUUCUAACACAGAAAUGUUUGACCUUGAAAAUGAUCUUCCCGAUGACUUGCUGUCAUCUGGAUCUUGGGGUUCCACGACCGAGAGCACUAAGCCACCGGCAACCGGUCCUGGCCCAGGGCAGCAAAAUGGUGCUCUCGAUACAGAACUCAGACAACAUGUACAGCAGCAGCAGCAGCAACUUUCCCAUCAUCUCAUUCAACAGCAGGGCAACAAAAACUUGGUGGCAAAUUCUUUAGUAAUGGCUGCUGGAACGUUAGGCAACAAAAGUCCGAAUAUGCAAUCGCCACCGAACGUUUCCGUUUCCAAGGGAGGGAUAGUCGAUCCGCAGAUGGUAGUGAGUCUUGGUAAUCUACCAAGUAGUAUAGCCAGUUCGUUGGCUAAUAAUCAAAUGUCAAUCGCGAAUUCGAUGGGCGGCUUGCAAUCGUCCAUGAGUAUGGCCGGAAACAACCCCGCGAUGUCGAUGCCGGGUGGCAUGAAUUCCGGUUUAGUGAUGACUAGUACCGCUAGCGGGAACAACAUGGGAGGAAUGGCCGGCGGAAGCUUGAUAGUAACCAAUAGUUUGAACAAACAACCUUUAAAUACAGUAACCAUGAUGGGCCCUAAUACUCAAACGAUACAUCAUCCCGGUGCUCCUCACGGGGUUACACCGAUGCAAAAUGGUCCUGGGAUGAUGAACACGAGAGCUGUGGCGAUGCAGCAACAACAACAGGCCCAUAUGGUCGGUCCAGCGAGAGGGCAGAGUCCUCAUCAACAGGUGCAUCAAGUUGGUAUUGUUGGUCCCGGUCAGGGAGGUCCCCGAAUGCAGGCUCCUCCUAACAUGCCAAACAUGACAACUAUGGGGCAACUAAGCGCGUCGAAUCCGUACAGUUAUGGGGUCGUCAAACCACAACAAAAGGGCGUAGGAACGAACAUGAGUCCUAUGCAAGCAGCAGCCACCGCCGGAAGAUUUACUGGUACCGCUAGCCCAAUCGGCACUGCAAACGUUGUGGGUGGUCAAGAAGGUGGAACGGCAGCACAACAGGCGCAACCACCAGCACCAAGUCCAGCUCAACCACAAUCGGGUGCGCCGACCGGAGGGCAGCCAGGUCCGCAACAAGCUACGCAAGGACAAAUGGCUGGUGCUGGUGCUCCAACGGGCGCAAAAUCAACGCCUGAUCCAGAAAAAUGUAGACUCAUACAGCAACAAUUGGUACUACUUUUGCACGCGCAUAAAUGCCAACGACGGGAGAGUCAAGCGAAUGGUGAAAUGAGACAGUGCACCUUGCCAGACUGCAGAACUAUGAAAAACGUUCUGAAUCACAUGACGAAUUGUCAAUCUGGCAAGAGUUGCACCGUACCGCAUUGCAGUAUGUCUAGGCAGAUCAUCAGUCACUGGAAACACUGUAAUCGAAGUGAUUGUCCAGUCUGUUUGCCGAUAAAACAAGCUAAUAAAAACAGGACUAAUUCAGCGCAGGCACCUGCAAUUCAACCAAAUAAUCAGCCAAAUCCAAGUCCAUCCGAAAUGAGAAGGGCUUAUGAUGCUUUAGGAAUUCAAUGUCCGACAACAACACCAGGACUUUUGCCCGGGGUUGGCAGAGGCGGUAGAAUGCCAGCACCCAACAUGGCGGGACCUCCUGGAGCACUGGGCAAUGUUAGAUUAGCGCAACCUCAAACACAGAGUGCACCGGGACAAUCCGUAGUCGGUGCUGGACAACAAGUAGUCGCUCCGAAUGUAUCUCUUCCUUUAAAUUCCGAUCCUACUACGGUUGGGGUAGCCGGCAAUCAGUCGGUACCGACGACCGGACCCACAUCUGCCGCGGCAGCGGCCGCUGCCAAUAUACAACAAUCCGUUAAUAUUCAAGCGAUGUUUGGACUGAAUGAAUCCGGACAACCUGGUGUGAUAGGUGGGGAAAAUAGAUUAGGGAAUCUGCAGCUUCCAGGCGGUCUUCAACCCGGUCAAGUCACAGCGACGCCGGUACAAGGGACAAAGGAGUGGCACAUGUCCGUCACUCCAGAUCUCAGGAACCAUCUCGUUCAUAAAUUGGUUCAAGCAAUAUUCCCAACUCCCGAUCCACAAGCCAUGCUCGAUAAAAGAAUGCACAAUUUGGUCGCAUACGCAAGAAAGGUGGAGGGUGACAUGUACGAAAUGGCUAACUCUCGGUCGGAAUAUUAUCAUCUACUGGCUGAAAAAAUCUACAAGAUUCAAAAGGAACUUGACGAAAAACGACAAAAACGAAAGGAACAACAGCAGCAACAACAACAGCAGCAGCAGCAGCAAUUGCAAGCGCAACAACAGCAGCAACAGCAACCACCACAGCCGUCGGGUACAUCUGGUCCCGGGCUAAGGCCAUGCGUGCCUCCGGUAGGUAUACCAGGAACGUCGAAACCUGUCGGGACGGUACCACCUACCUUACGAAGUCAUUCACCGAGUAUGAGUCAAUUGGGAACAAUACCCGCAAUGGCCAUUCAACAGCACAAUAGGAUGCAGUUCCCACAACAGCAACAGCAGGUGCAACAACAACAGGUCCAACAGCAACAGCAGCAACAGGUGCAAGCCCAACAGCAAAUACAGCAACAACAACAGGGGAUCUUGGUCGGUCCUCCCGGUCCAAGCCCAAACGGACAAUCCACAUCCAACACCAAUAUGGUGCCUAAUUCUGGCCUUAGCCCGUUCGGACAACCUCAAAUGUCUCAAGCUAACCUCACAACCACCACUGCGUCUAAUAACGCGACGACUAGUCAAUUUCCGACGUCCAAUGGCACGGCUGCUGGUUUACCUAACAGUUCUCCUAUUCAAAAUCAGCAUCAGUUUCCUGACAUUAUGAAAGUCAGACUGGCGCAGGCUCAGGCUCAGGCUCAAGCGGCACAACAACAGCAACAGCAGCAACAACAGCAGCAGCAACAACAAAAUCAGCAACAGCCACAACCUACGAGUACUCCGAGUCAGGUCGGUACUCCGGCAACAUCGAUUCCGCAAACACCAUCACCGUUUAGCGGCAUGCAACCAAACGCACAGCAGCCACAGCAACAGCCGCAGCAACAACAGAAUCAACAAUUCCCAACUCGACCAUUGUCAGCUUCCACGCCUAGUGACAAUGGCAUUGUGACAUCGACGCCGCAGACGAUACCACCGCCCGCGUCUAGCGGACCGAGCCCAACAGGUGGUAUAUCUGCGACGAGUACGGGUACGACGAACGGACCUCAAUCGACCACUUCUACGCCUAACACGCCGCUUGUACCGUCGUUAAUGACACCAAAUCAAACGGUUUCUUCCGCAUCAAACCAGACGCCGCCCCAUUCGGGUCCCACACCGUCCCCAGCUGGUCUUGCGAGUCUUGGCAAAGGCAUGACUUCGCAAGAACGGGCGGCGUUGAACACUCCACGCAGCACAUCCAUGUCCUCGCAAAUGGCUGCUAUCACGGCUGCACUAGAUCGUGACAAUUCACCCAGCCCACCGAUGAAUAACAACAAGGGCAAGCUGGAUUCCAUUAAGGAAGAAAUUAAGAUGGAGAUAAAACAGGAGCCGGAAGAGCCGCAGAAUCACAGGAUGGACGGUAAGAGCGUGAACAAUGAGAUUAUCAAGACCGAGCCGAAGACCGAACCAAUGGAGGAGGGCUCGAACGAGGCGACCGUGAAGGAAGAGCCCGGCAUUAAAGAGGAGAGCAUGACUCCCGUGUCCAGUCAGGACACGACUGCUUCCGAUAUUAAGCCCUUGGUGCCGGAACCAAUUCAACCGAGUGGUACGUCUACCGAUAAGAAGAAGUGCUUGUUUAAGCCCGAUGAGCUGCGCCAGGCACUGAUGCCGACAUUAGAGAAACUGUAUCGACAAGAUCCAGAGUCCAUACCGUUCCGACAACCAGUGGAUCCCCAGGCGUUGGGUAUACCGGAUUAUCCCACUAUCGUGAAGAAGCCUAUGGAUCUGUCGACGAUCAAGAAGAAACUUGACACAGAGAAGUAUAGCGAUCCGUGGGAGUACGUUGACGAUGUGUGGAUGAUGUUUGACAAUGCUUGGCUGUACAAUCGCAAGACUUCUCGAGUCUAUAGAUAUUGCACCAAGCUCUCGGAAGUGUUCGAGCAGGAGAUAGACCCCGUCAUGCAGGCACUAGGCUAUUGUUGCGGCAGAAAAUAUACAUUCAACCCGCAGGUCCUCUGUUGCUACGGCAAGCAGCUUUGCACGAUACCUAGAGAUGCAAAGUAUUACUCGUAUCAGAAUAGUGGUCUUCUAAAGGGAAUUGGUAUUCUUUCCGACAGAUACACCUUCUGUCAGAAAUGUUUCAACGACAUACCUGGUGACACAGUGACGUUGGGAGACGAUCCAACGCAACCUCAAACUGCCAUCAAGAAAGAACAGUUCCAGGAAAUGAAGAAUGAUCAUUUAGAAUUGGAGCCUUUUGUAACCUGCACAGACUGUGGUAGAAGAGUUCAUCAAAUUUGUGUUCUCCAUAUGGAAGCAAUCUGGCCAUUAGGAUUUACCUGUGAGAAUUGCUUAAAGAAGAAGGGACAGAAACGCAAAGAAAAUAAGUUCAACGCCAAACGAUUGCCUGUAACGAAACUCGGCACAUAUAUCGAGACGCGUGUGAAUAAUUUCCUAAAGAAGAAGGAGGCGGGCGCCGGUGAGGUCGCGAUCAGAGUGGUCGCCUCCAGCGACAAGGUGGUCGAAGUUAAACCCGGUAUGCGAAGUAGAUUCGUUGAGAACGGCGACAUGCCCGGUGAAUUCCCGUAUCGCGCGAAGGCGUUGUUUGCGUUCGAGGAGGUCGACGGCACCGACGUCUGUUUUUUCGGUAUGCACGUGCAGGAGUACGGCAGCGAGUGUACGCCACCGAACACUAGACGGGUUUACAUCGCGUAUUUGGACUCUGUACACUUUUUCCGGCCUAGACAAUUUCGAACGGCUGUGUACCAUGAGAUUCUUCUUGGAUAUCUCGAUUACGCGAAACAGCUUGGAUAUACUAUGGCUCACAUUUGGGCUUGUCCACCUUCCGAAGGGGACGAUUAUAUCUUCCACUGCCAUCCCGCAGAACAAAAAAUACCAAAGCCUAAGAGGUUGCAGGAAUGGUACAAGAAAAUGUUGGAUAAGGGAAUGGUUGAAAGAAUUGUACUUGACUAUAAGGACAUUUUAAAACAAGCCAUGGAAGACAGGCUUUCGUCCGCAGCGGACUUACCGUAUUUCGAGGGCGACUUUUGGCCAAACGUGUUGGAAGAAAGUAUUAAAGAAUUAGAUCAGGAAGAGGAAGAGAAGCGUAAACAAGCUGAAGCGGCGGAAGCAGCCGCCGCUGCGGCAAAUGCGAUAUUUUCGCUGUCUGAAGACGCGGAAACUCCAGAUGGUAAGAAGAAGGGCCAGAAGAAGGCGAAGAAAUCCAACAAAUCUAAAGCGAAUCAAAGGAAAAAUAGCAAAAAAUCGAAUACUCCACAGACCGGCAAUGAUCUUUCUGCAAAAAUCUUUGCCACCAUGGAAAAGCACAAGGAAGUGUUUUUCGUCAUCAGGUUGCACAGCGCUCAGAGUGCAGCUAGUUUGGCGCCUAUUCAAGAUCCCGAUCCUGUUAUUAAUUGUGAUUUAAUGGACGGCCGUGACGCCUUUCUCACGAUGGCAAGGGAAAGGCAUUACGAAUUUUCAUCUCUUAGAAGAGCAAAGUUUAGUUCCAUGUCCAUGCUAUACGAAUUACAUAAUCAAGGCCAAGAUAAGUUCGUUUAUACUUGUAAUAAUUGCAAGAGUCACGUGGAGACCAGAUACCAUUGUACAGUUUGUGACGAUUUUGAUUUAUGUGUGAGUUGUAAAGAAAAAGAUGGUCAUCCGCAUCAAAUGGAGAAACUUGGCUUUGAUUUGGAUGAUGGCUCUUCGCCGGCCGACGCCAAACAAACGAAUCCACAGGAGGCCAGAAAGUUAUCGAUACAAAGAUGCAUUCAAUCAUUGGUGCAUGCGUGCCAGUGCAGAGAUGCCAACUGUCGCCUACCGAGUUGUCAGAAGAUGAAACGAGUAGUAAUGCAUACGAAGAAUUGCAAGAGAAAGACGAAUGGUGGUUGUCCUAUAUGCAAACAACUAAUUGCGUUGUGUUGUUAUCACGCGAAACACUGCCAGGAGACCAAGUGUCUCGUUCCGUUCUGCUCCAAUAUUAAGCACAAGAUAAAGCAGCAACAAUUGCAGCAACGAUUACAGCAAGCGCAACUGCUCAGGAGACGAAUGGCUGUGAUGAAUACGAGGCCAACCGGACCUGUAGCCGCAAUGCAGGUUGGGCAACAAACCUCGAACGUUGCCAUGACGACUGGAGUCGCUAUGAAACCUGGUGUUAGCACGUCGAAUUUGCCGACACCACAUCAGCCAGGUAUCGGAUUGAAGCCUGGAACACAGCCGCCUCCUGCCAAUGUGUUACAGGUAGUAAAACAAGUACAGGAGGAAGCAGCGAGGCAACAUGUCAGUUUUGGUAAGGUGACACCAGGCGGUGGUGUUGGCGUGGGUGUUGGUGUAGGUGGUCAAACCGGCGGGGUGAUGCCUCCGCCACAGAUGCAGCGGCCGUUGCCAGUUCAGAUGCCGAAUCCCAGCGGCACACACCUCAUCCCAAUGGAUCAAUGGAGCAGGUAUCAGUCGAAUGCGGUAAUGCAACAAAAUCCUAACUUGGCGCGACAGCAGACACCGCAACAGCUAAUGCAGCAGCAACAGCAGCAGCAGCAGCAUCAAGCUCAACCGGGAAUGGGGAUGAGUGCGCAAAUGCCACGACAACCAGGCGUUCUCGGCGGACCAGUUGGGCAGGUUAGUCCGCAGGCGAGCAAUAUGCAGAAGCAUGCUCUUCAACAGCUGAUGCAGACUCUCAGAAGCCCACACACGCCCGACCAGCAAAACCAAAUACUCCAAAUACUCAAGAGCAACCCUCCGUUAAUGGCCGCCUUUAUCAAGCAACGAGCGCUUGUCCAUCAGCAACAACCUGGUCAGCAUGGCGGGGGAGUCGGUGGCCCUUUGGGUCCUAAUCAACCCCAACAACAACAAGCUGGUUUGCAGCAUAUGAUGUCCCAACAGCAGCAGCCGCAGCAGCAGCAGCCACAGCAGCAGUCUCAGCAGCAGCAGCAGCAACAGGGCAGACUGCAGAUACAGAUGCUAACACAGCAGGCGCAACAACAACAACAGGUGCAACCGCAGUCGCAAUGGUACAAACAACAGAUGCUGGUGAUGCAGAGGCAACAACAGGUGGCUCAGCAGCAGCAGCAGCAGCAGCAGCAGCAACAGCAGCAGCAGCAGCAGCAGCAACAGCAGCAGCCAUUUACCCAGCCGCCGGCGCCACCAUACGGUCAACAACGACCUAUGCGACCAUCUCUUCUUGGUAAUUACACGAACAAUCGUAAUUACUUAAUAGGAGAAAAGAAAGCGCUAGACAGUCGGGCUAUAGUACGUAGAGUGUUUCCUAGACACCAACGCUUGCCCAACUCCCUAGGUUACGGCGGUUUCAACGAACAGGGCUAUGGUCAGCCAGGUCUGAAACCUACUCCGCCGCCCGUGCCUUCGCCGCAAGGCGUCAUGGGUCCGCCGGGAAUCUCCGUACAACAACAGUUGAUGCAGUCAGUCCGUUCGCCACCGCCCAUCCGAUCUCCACAGCCCAACCCCUCGCCACGACCUGUCCCUUCCCCUCGUAAUCAGCCGGUACCGUCGCCGCGGUCGGGUCCGGUGCCAUCGCCGCAUCACCAUCCGCCUCACGGCACGCCGACGCAUUCGCCGGCCCACGAGCUUGGCGGCGGUCCCAGCGAGAUGAUGCUCUCGCAACUGGGUGGCGGUCCAGGUGCACCCACCGGCCAUCCUGCCGCUAUGCCUCAUCAUCCCUCGCCGGCGCCAGCGCCUACGAAUGGUGGCGCAGACGCUAACGAGGUAACGCCAAUGACACCGCAGGACCAACUCUCCAAGUUCGUCGAGGGGUUGUAGUGACUGUUACGGACGAUCACAUCGGUCGAUGGUUAUGUAAGUGUUUCCCGUAACGGAGACGACGACGGCGGCGCUCGGAUGGCUGCGACCGUCCGCGUCGCGUGAAUUUAUAAAUUAUACGAAAUGUUCGCGAAUUUUUGAGAGCAUUAGAUAAUUAAACUUGAAACUCGCGCGCGCGCGCAGAUAGAGACUGAAAGAGAGAGCCUGACGCGCGAUCCAUCGAAGUCGAGCGAUCGAGCCUGGCAUGCCUCAGGGUUUGGACUCCUUUAGGAACGCAGGAUAAUUUUACUAUUUCUCGAUUCUUCUUGAAACGUAUACAUUAUUCGCCUCGACGAGACGCUCAGUGCGCACUCGGUUCGCGCGUAUCUUUUCUUUCGAUUUUCUACAUUAUGCGAUACGUCGAAAGAUAAGAGGGAAAAGUAACGCGACGUUGGUGCUUUACAAUUCUCGGCCUGGCUCAAAUAGACUCCAAAUUGUUUUCGUCCUUGGUCGAGAAAAAGAGAGAAAUGAAGAUCGGUAGGACGAGGAAGAACAAAAGCGAAACUAUUCGAAAGACUAUUAUUACGUAUUCUCUCCUCGUAUCCUCCAGAGCCCCCUCGACUCUGCCACUCUUCCUCGCUGCUACUCGUGCAGGGUGAGUGAAAUCGUACAAAUAUAUAUAUACAUAUAUAUAUAUAUAUAUAUAUAUAUACAUAUAUACAUAUAUGUUGUGUAUACUUAACGUUAAUUAAUAAUUAAUAGUUCAAAUACUAUUAGUUCGUAAUUAGUAUCGUAAAUGUAUGCAAUUAUAUACCAAUAUAUAUUAAUAUUACCGUAACGAAACUACAAAGUAUAUGAUAAAGAACACUUGUACGAAAGCUAAAUGAUUAUAUAGAUAGGGAAAAUCCACUAUAUUUAGAGUGUUGUAUGUACGGGGAAAGAAGGAUAAUUUAGAUCGUACGUACGCGUUAAGUAAUAUAUUCGUUUAAGAAGAAAAUUUGUUAUUAAAAGGAUAUCCCUAAGCGCCACACCGAAGGUUGUACUUUAACGAUGAAAUUUUAUGAAUUUAUCGCGAGUGACUCUGCAUUUUUGCAAUGCAACGAGUCCAUCUGUGGAACUUGAAAGGAUACUCUCGGCAGGAUACCUGCUCAAUCGUGUCCUGUCGAGAGGCUCACCUAUGUGACGAGUUAAUGUUGUGGUAACCAAAAAAUAGAAAUUUACAACAGGCUGCUAGCGCGCACGGGAGGGUUUAUAUAAAAACGUUAAUUUUGAUGAAGAAAGAGAGAGAGAAUGAGCGAGAGAGAGAAAAAGAGAGAGAGAAUGACGUAGUUUUCUCCGGUUGAGGGUCCACUGCGUAUGUACAGUUCAAUCAAAAUGUAACUAAUGAAAAUGCGUAUUCGAUAUCGGGCCCUCGCGUGAAAACUUUGUAAAUACUAGAUUAUUAUUACGACGAUUAUUAAUUUACGUGCCCAUUAUUGAUUAAUUAUUAUUAAUAUUAUUAUAUAUAUUAUAAUAUAUUAUUAUUAUUAUUAUCAACAUUAAUCUAUUACUAUGAUCAAUUCAUACAUAGAUUUAUUGUAAUAUUUGCAACAAACGAGAGAAAGAAAGAAAGAGAGAGUUCACGCGCGUUAUUACUACACACGGGUUAGAGAUUGGCCCGCGUACAAAACAUACACCGAACCACAUUACAUGACUAUUGCCAGUGUUGUAUCAUAGUAAAGCUCUAAGUGUAAGUUCCUCCUCUUCCUCCUCCUCCUCCUCCUCCUCCUCCACCACCUCCUCCUCCUCCUCCUCCUCCUCCACCACCACCACCACCUUUGCUCGGCCAUCCCAAACCAUCCUCCGCCAAUCCCUGCACCUUUUUCUUCACCACCUAUUUAAAAAUGACUUAGUAAUAACGUGGGAAUGCGUGAGCAUAUUGUGGUUCAGAAGAUCCGUGGCGUCGGAUAUUUUUCAAGUGCAUACUUUGUAUAAUAUAGCUAUAUCGUGUACAAUUAAGUCAACUGACGAUUGCGAUAGAAACGUAAAUUGAAGAGAAGGGAAGAUUAAAACUGAUACACGUACAUACACAUACACACACGACAUACGCAUACACGCGGUAGCGAAGCUGAACGUAAAAAGGAAAGAGAAAAUAGAGCGAUCGCGAGAACGAUCUUUGGAACUCCUAAGCUCGUGAGCUAAUUAUCAUGUGACAUACCAUCGAUACUCUUUAACUAGCUACACACCGAGAGAUAUAUAUGCAUACAUACGUACGCCGGCAUAUGUACACGUCUUCGCUCAAGACGCAUGUUCAUUUGAACACUCAUGCGCUACGAAUUCUCGUUUGAACUCUCGGCGGCACGUGCUUUGAUCGUGUUCCUCAUUAAGUCACUCUCGCGGGAUUAGCGAAGGGAAAAAGAAAAAGUUGUAGAGUGAGAGAGAGAAAGAGAAAGAACCAACUUGGCAGAACUCGAUCAAGGUCAGCGGUCGGCCUUGAUCGGGUGCACUGAUUCUUUUCGGGUGAAUUGUUACGAGUGCAAUCGGGGUCCUUAGAAGUCCCCAAUAUAGUUUCCGGUACCAUCGAUAUCCCUCCCCGCCCCUUGAACAACGCGAGAAAUCUCAAGUGAUAAAAUGAAAAAAAAGGAAUAUGGUACCGAGACACAUUCCUUUUCCUAGAUUACGUUUUACAUUGGUGUAACGUGCGUCGCAUCAUUUGGGAUAACGGCUUCGCUUCUCCGCCUUUUCCAAAAAGAGAAAAUCGAGUUUUUCUCCCUUUUCUUCCCUUCGCGAAUCGGAUUAGCUUUUCAUUACUGGUUGCUAAAGGCUUCAGAAGUUCGAACGGGAUCAUGGACAGGAUCACCCCCGUGUACGCGGUUUUCUCUUCCAUUCCCUUUUGUUUCCUUCCUAUCUUCCUUUUCUUUUUCUUGUUUCUUUUGUAUUUUUUUUAAAUCGAGCAAUCGGUGAGAAACGAGCGAAAAUUGCUAGGGAAAGACGCACAGAGAUCGAGUGUAGAUGUUUAUUUGAACGAUUUUACUAGCAGAAAAAAGGAGUAAUCGUGUAAACGACAGAACCCAAAAAGUAUUUGGCUUAGUAUGGCUGUGUUUUUAGGACAGUGUUGUAAAUCUGAAAGUGGUGUACAUCUUCGCGGUAGUGACACUCUCGAUAAAAUAUGAACGUUCGAACGCCGCGCGUACCAACUCUCUAUUCCGAUUAAUUAUGAAAUAAAUAGAAGAAUCUUACAUCAAACGUCCAGCGAUCGAAAGAGGAAAAAAGAAAAGAGAAAGCAAAAAAAUCGGGCAGAACUCUUUUUUUCGUAGACGACGUUUGUAAUCAUCGUUGAUCCCCCCGCUCUUGUCAUUUCAGAAGCAAGGGCGAGCUGCGAAAAUUGAGCCCUUUAGGGAGACGCGGUUGAUCGACAAAACCAACCAACGAUGCUUGCAUCCAGCCGGCACUGUUCUCUCUUUCUCUUCUCGGAUGUUUGCAUUAAUAUUGGUAAUACACGAAGAGGAAGAGAACGAUGCUGCGAGAAAGGGAGUUCGUUGGUGCAUGAGGCAUUCGUAACGUGAUUCACUAUUGUAAGCGAGAAAGAGAGAGUGCGAGAGAGCAAGCGAACGAACGAGAAAAAGAGAUGAAUGUUACAUGCAACGCUAUAUAUAUAUAUACAUAUAUAAAUAUUACAUGCGAUAUUUUAUUUCUUUUUUAUAUUUAUCAGUCCUAUUUGAGAGAAAGAAAAGAUAUAUAGACCGCGAUUUGUAUACAUAAACGCGCGCACGCGACGAAUUGUGAAUUAUCCGAUUUAUAGACUAAUUGCAGAUAAAGCAUAUUGUAAUAAUUUAUAUAUAUAUAUAUAUAUAUAUAUAUAUAUAUGUUAUUAUUACAAUAUUAUGAUUGAAAUAUCGAAUACAUAGAAUACUACUUUUUAUUAUGACUUUUCGUAAAUAGUGAAUUAAUUAUCUAAUUAAAGAUUAAUGAGACGCAUAAUGUAACGUUUCUGCUCCCGUCCUUCCCGACCAUCAAGAGGAUACAUGUACAUCUCCCGAGCGCGAAAGAGAGAGGAUCUCUUCUCGACUCCUCUCCCUCUUUUUUUUUUUCCUCGUAUCGUUACGCUGCACUCUCGUCCUUGCGCCGAUAGCGCAUUCGCCGUUCGUUAUAAGAGUGCACAAUGAAGUGAUGACAUGCGUGAUGUGUUCCUUCCUUUUGCCCGAUUGGGAUUUCGACCGUUCUCGCGGAACCUACCGACUCCUAAACACGUGUUCUGAGAUCGAUUGAGAAGAAAACCGCAGAGUGACUUAGGAAAAAAAAACUUUAGUUACGUUACACUUAUUCCCCGCCGUCGUCCUCUUUUUUUACCUAUCGUUUUUAGCGUUUAUAAUACAAGACAGAGAGAAAGAAGAAAAAAAAAGAGGGGCCGAACGUCGUGACGUUCACUGCCCCGCCAGGUUCCGAGACUUUUGCUACCGUCGUUUUUAUAAUUUUAGAAAACGCAGAACGGAUAUCUUUUUUAUGUAACAUUUGCAACGUAUAGAUAAGAUUAAUGUAUGUUGAUCGUGAAUAUAACGAGUAUUGUUAUAUGAUUAUUAAAAGAAAGAGUUUCGAAAAUA
Messenger RNA from Solenopsis invicta (red fire ant), 14429 nucleotides. Its product is annotated as histone lysine acetyltransferase CREBBP. Gene Ontology annotation, biological process: positive regulation of transcription by RNA polymerase II. The record is from RefSeq and is a predicted model, not a curated record. Gene Ontology annotation, molecular function: chromatin DNA binding; transcription coactivator activity; protein binding. Gene Ontology annotation, cellular component: histone acetyltransferase complex; nucleus; transcription regulator complex. The transcript has 24 exons. The coding region runs from base 1744 to 9870 and encodes 2708 amino acids. Lineage: Eukaryota; Metazoa; Arthropoda; Insecta; Hymenoptera; Formicidae.